Cynocephalus volans (Philippine flying lemur) is the source of this 1140-nucleotide messenger RNA. RefSeq names its product serglycin (gene SRGN). Bases 41 to 526 code for a protein of 161 amino acids. Lineage: Eukaryota; Metazoa; Chordata; Mammalia; Dermoptera; Cynocephalidae. The record is from RefSeq and is a predicted model, not a curated record. Gene Ontology annotation, cellular component: secretory granule. The transcript has 3 exons. Gene Ontology annotation, biological process: secretory granule organization; negative regulation of bone mineralization.
GUUGAUGUGCAGCUGGUAGAGCCAGAGUGAGUUGGUCACGAUGCAGAAAUCACUCAGGUGCAGUAAGCUCGUCCUGGCUCUUGCCCUCAUCUUGGUUUUGGAAUCUUCAGUUCAAGGUUAUCCUAUGCCAACAGUCAGGCGCCAGUGGGUACGCUGCAGUCCCAACAGCAAUUCUGCAAACUGCAUCGAUGAAAAGGGACCAAUGAUUGAUCUGCUUCCAGGUGAAUCCAACAGGAUCCUCCUUCCAAGGACUGACUCUUUUUCAAUGACAAGAUUCCAGAACUUGAAAAAUAUCUUCCCUCUUUCUGAGGACUAUUCUGGAUCAGGCUCUGACGCUGACUCUGGCUCUGGCUCAGGAUCUGGAAGUGGCCCCAGAAGUGACUUCCUAACUGAAAUCGAACAGGAAUACCAACCAGUAGAUGAAAAUGAUGCUUUCUAUUAUGACGUUAGGUCUCUUGAGAAAAAUCUGCCCUCAGACAGCCAGGACUUGGGUCAAGAUGGAUCAGAAGAUAAUUUUAUUAUAUAAAAGAGAGCAUUUUCCCAACUUGACACCAGGCAAUGUAUUCAGUAUAUUUUGUGUACCAUGGUUAAAUGAUUAUUCUUAGGACAAAGAGUUUUCUAGAAAUUUUAAAGCAUCUGAAAAAGAAGCUUAAAUUUUAACACCUUUUUCUAUGAAUUCUUAAAGGAUUAUGCUUUAAUGCUGUUAUCUAGCCUAUUGUUCUGAAAAAUACCUGCAAUUUUUUUGUAUCCUAUUCAAUGAACAUCAUUAUGAAAUUAACUAGAUUCUCAUGUCUAUAAAAUUGCUAUAAGGAAUAAAUUAUACUGUUUUUGAAAAAUUCAGUUUGAGAAGAAAAUUGACAGGCAACAUUUUAUAUCUAUGUCUUCAGGAACUUACUCUGUGAAUUAUAAAUGUGCCUCUUUUCUUAUUAAAGAAAAGGAUGAAUCACAGUGAAUUUACAGAAUGGGUAUUUGACAUGUUUUACGGUGUGAAGUGUAUUACUAUAUACUAUUACCAUUGGAUGUGUUUGCAGAGCUAGUGUUACAAUUAGAAAGUUAAGACCCAAAUUAAAGCACAGUUGUGCUCUGAAUACCUCAUCCUGCUUUGCCUUUUUUUCCCUGGAUAUCUGUGUAUUUUCAAAU